CCGCCCCCGCAAGUGGGCCAGGUGACGCUGCACGGCGAGCCCAUCGUGUCCCUCGUGAUGGAGGGCUGCGAGCGACUGUGCCUCGCGCAGAUCUCCAACACGCUGCUGCGCGACUUCUCGUACAACGAGAUCCACAACCGGCGCGUGGCCCUGGGCAUCACUUGCGUGCAGUGCACGCCCGUGCAGCUGGAGAUCCUGCGGCGGGCCGGCGCCAUGCCCGUGUCCUCGCGGCGCUGCGGCAUGAUCACGCGGCGCGAGGCGGAGCGGCUCUGCAAGUCGUUCCUGGGAGACAACUCGCCGCCCCGCCUGCCCGAGGACUUCUCGUUCCGCGUGCACCACGAGUGCGCCUGGGGCUGCCGGGGGCUGUUCCUGCCCGCGCGGUACAACUCGUCGCGCGCCAAGUGCAUCAAGUGCGCGCUGUGCGGCCUCUUCUUCUCGCCCAACAAGUUCAUCUUCCACUCGCACCGCACGGGGCCUGGCGCCAGGUACGUGCAGCCGGACGCGGCCAACUUCAACUCGUGGCGCCGCCACAUGCGCCUCAGCGGCAGCCCGCCCGAGGAGGUGGUGCACGCCUGGGAGGACGUCAAGGCCAUGUUCAACGGCGGCACGCGCAAGAGGCUGCUAGCCAACUGCACGCCAACCAGGCUCGCGGCUUCGAGUGCGUGA
This is a messenger RNA of Thrips palmi, 666 nucleotides long. It is a transcript of the gene fuss, whose product is annotated as SKI family transcriptional corepressor 1 homolog-B. Lineage: Eukaryota; Metazoa; Arthropoda; Insecta; Thysanoptera; Thripidae. The annotation marks the transcript as partial. The record is from RefSeq and is a predicted model, not a curated record. Gene Ontology annotation, cellular component: nucleus; transcription regulator complex. Gene Ontology annotation, biological process: negative regulation of transcription by RNA polymerase II; negative regulation of BMP signaling pathway. Gene Ontology annotation, molecular function: DNA-binding transcription factor activity, RNA polymerase II-specific; RNA polymerase II cis-regulatory region sequence-specific DNA binding; SMAD binding. The transcript has 4 exons.